Messenger RNA from Podospora anserina S mat+, 1602 nucleotides. RefSeq lists its product as uncharacterized. The record is from RefSeq and is a predicted model, not a curated record. Bases 1 to 1602 code for a protein of 533 amino acids. Gene Ontology annotation, cellular component: cytoplasm. NCBI's taxonomy places the organism in Eukaryota, Fungi, Ascomycota, Sordariomycetes, Sordariales, Podosporaceae. The transcript is spliced from 2 exons. Gene Ontology annotation, molecular function: nucleic acid binding; zinc ion binding.
AUGGGAGCUGACCAAUCCACACCUCGGGGUGCCAGUCAGGCGGCCACCACCGUCACCCAGCAGAAAACAUGCUAUUAUGAAGUUCUAGGGGUUGAUCGUCAGGUGCCGGACGAAGAAAUUCGGAGGGCCUACAAGAAAAAGGCGUUGGAGCUGCAUCCCGAUCGCAACUACCACGAUACCGAGAACGCGACGCGGAAGUUUGCCGAGCUACAAACAGCAUACGAAAUACUAUCGGACCCCCAGGAACGAGCUUGGUACGAUUCGCAUCGAGAUGCUAUCCUCAGGGGUGAUGACGAAGUGGCUGGGGGUGUGCCUGGCGGACAGGACCCCGGCAAUCACACCUCGGCGAAUGCUGUCUUUGCACUGAUGAGUCGAUUCAAUUCCAGCGUACCGAUGGAUGACAGCCCGCGUGGUUUCUUUGGGAUAUUGAACGUCUUCUUCGAACAGCUUGCCGCAGAAGAAGCUGCAGCCUGCGAGUGGGACGGAACCACCCCCACACACUACCCACCAUUUGGCAAAGCGGAAGACGACUACAACACCGUGGGCAAGUCUUUUUAUAAUGUGUGGUCAAGCUUCUCGACGAGGAAAUCCUUUCAGUGGAAGGAUGUGCACCAUCUUGCGCACGCACCAGACAGGAGGAUCCGUCGCUUGAUGGAAAAGGAGAACAAGAAGCUCCGCGAUGAGGGCAUCAGAGAAUUCAACGAUGCGGUCCUCUCUUUGGUUGCGUUUGUCAAGAAAAGAGAUCCCCGUUAUGUUCCCAACACACAGUCUGAGGCGGAACGGCAGCAGGUCCUUCGCAAUUCCGCGGCAGCCCAGGCGGCCCGGUCGCGAGCAGCGCACCAGGAAAAGAUGGCCGAGUACGUGGUGCCAGACUGGGCGCAGCCGAAAGAACGCCAAGACUACGAGGGCGAGUUUUCCAUGUCGGAAGAAGAGUCCGAGGUUGAGGAGAUCGAAUGCGUGGUGUGCAACAAGACGUUUAGGAGUGAGAAACAGUUCGAGGCUCACGAAAAGAGCAAGAAACAUAUCAAGGCAGUACAGCAGUUGAAAAGACAGAUGAGAAAGGAAAACAUGCACUUCGAUCUAAAUCCUCAAGAUUCACCAGGGGCAUCUACGCCGCAGUCUCCACAGCCAGAGCAGGACGCCCAAGUCAUCCAGAGAGAGAGGGACAUGACCAACACAGCACCGCUGGCCUCUGAGGACGGGAGGAUCGGAGAAGAAAAGCAAGGGCCCGUCGAGCAGGAUGAUGAUCAAGAACAGAGCACACAAUCAUCGUCGAGUCCAGAAGAUGACGAGUAUGCACCACGUUCCACGGUGGAAGAGCGCAUUGUCAACGGGGCAGGAGCCACCAAGAAGGUGUCACAGCCACAAGCAGACGAUAGCGGAGACUUGGCAGAUUCUACAGCUGCGAGCGUUGCCAACCUCACACUCAGCGAACCGGCGCCAGGUAAAAAGGUUGGUAAGGCGAAACUGAAGCGAGAAAAGAAAGCAGCUCGGCAGGCAGAGUCACAAAUCCAGGAUUCGGUAGGUUUCUGUGUAUUGCAAAGCUCAAUAAUGAUAUUCGAUGCUGACUGCUGGGCUUCAGCUACAAUGUGUGGUAUGUAA